CACCCAUUCAAUCCUUCGGUCACGUGUGUGUUGAUAGGUAUGUCAGACAGUCCACCCAACAUGCACACGCACAUGCAGGUACGUGCACUCUCGUGCACAAGGCCUUACUUAGCACCACCACAUGUCUGUCACACACCGAUCCAUCCAUCCGUCUACCAACACGUCGGUUCAACCACCCCCCACCCACUCACUCUUUCAGCUACAGGCAUGCAUUCACUCAUGCCGUCGCCUGCUGCGCCUCCCCCUCUCCCUCGCCCCCUCCCCCUCCCCGCCGCGGCGACGGCCUCCUCAGCCGCGGAGACAUAAUAGUCUCCUCACCACCGGCGCGCUGCUGCAACUGCAAAAUCGACAUUCGCCGCCUGCCCGCUCUGGUCUGCAUCAUAGCAGCCACGGACAGCCGCCGUCUCGCGUCCACAACCGCCGCAUUGUCGGGCGGCUGCCCUCGAGCAGACAGAGGCGCACACAGUGUCACGGGGGAGGCCUCUCUGUCUCUGUCUCUGCUGCUGCUGCGUAGCCUUGCGAAAGUGCCGGCCAGUUGGUUUGACCCGUCGUCGGACCACCUGCGCUCCUGGGGCUGCUGGGGCGCAUCACCACCAUCGGUGUUUGUGGGGAGUGGUGGGUCCAGGUGUGAGUCGCUGUUGUGCUUCUCCCACCACCCUGGGUAGAGGGCUUGGAAGAGAUCGUGCUCGAACUCAUGCUGCAGCCACAGAGAGGGACAGAAACGGAGACAGAGAGGGAGGGACAGAGAGGGACAGAGAGAAACGCAUGGAAUGUGGGCCGAGGAUCUGUAUGUGAAUGUGUGUGCCUCUCUCUUCUCACACACUUGGAAGAGGAAGAAAGAGUCCGCCGAGCCUUCGGUGUCGUAGGAUUUGAAGGGCCGCCAAGGAGCCUGCCUGUUCACACCAGCCGCAGCAGGUGACCCAACUCCCCCGCUGUCCUUCCCCCUCUCGACAGGCAGCUUCAGCCGCGAGAUGACAGACACUUCUGUCCCGUCAGGCCGCUCACUCUCAUCCCCAGACGACCACAGAUCUUCGCUGGUGUUGACUUUCUUCACCUGAGGCUCCGGGGCUUUCCUCCUUUUGCUGGCGGUGUCUCUGCUGUCGCCGGGAGAGUCGGGUACCAUUGUCGGGGUCUUGGGUGUCUUGGCCACCCUCCCCUUGACGACCAUUUUCCUCUUCUGAGGAGGGGUGAGCAUCGUGGUACUGGAUGGGGACCACCCCGGCAUUCCCAGUCGCUGUGCGUGGAUGUCACUGUAUCUGAUGCCGCCAUUCUUCUGGGUGCUCACCGACCGCUGCGUGACGCUGGAGCCACCCUCCGACCCAUCCACUGCACGGCCACACUUGGGAGGCGGCGGGGGCGGGAGAGAAGGGGGAUAGACGAAAUACCUCACUGUCGAUGCUGCCUGCUGUAGCUGCAGCUGCUGUUGCAGUGGCGUGACGUCCCAGCUGACGAGCAGGUCCUCUGCAGGGGCUGUUGCUGCAAUAGCUGGGUGGGAUGGGCGCGGCGGGAAGAAUAGCUUCGAGGAGGGCUGCUGCGGGCGAGAUGACCGCCAGUACAUGCGAUGGUGCGACGAUGAGGUGUCCGUCGCUCCGCCCAGGUCGGGCUCGAUGGUGUCUCCCCUGUCUGUCGACUCCUGGCCAACUUCGACAGCAGCAGACAAAGCGAGCCGCGGGCUGGAUGCCUUCGAUGGAUGAGGAUGUUCCUCGCGCAAUGGUCGGCAAGGGGGGCGAGAGGAAGCGAAAACGUCGGAUGUCGGCCGAUAGCUCCUCAGCUGAUGCUCCCACAUGCUGGGGUGCACAUGGCCGGCAGCCAUUCCCUCCGCCCUUGUCCCCUGCCUCUGUCUCUGUCUUUGUCUCUGCCCGGCCGUCAUCACUUGCUGUGUCGCCACAUAGACGGGCAGCCGCACACAGGGGGCCGGCGGCUCUCUGGGAGGAAUGGGCGAGGGCAUGCUCCUUGCAGCGAAGACCGGAUCUACACCGUGGCGCGCCGGCGAGUAAAAGGGGCUGAACUGCCGCUCGAUGUAGGUCGUUGCGGUGCCUGUCCCCUCACCACCCCCACCACCCCCACCACCACCAACACCACCAGAACCAACAGGUUGAUGCGAUCGAUGAGGAAGGGACGCAUUAUUUUCCUCUGCGAUUGUCCUCCUUCUUGGUGAAGGCUCCUGGUCGAACAGGAGGCGGCACUGGCCGUACUGAGAAUUGGGGCGCGGCUGUGGCUGUGGGCUUAGAGAAGUCUCGUAGUUCUUCUGGACGGAUUGGCUCUGUUUGUGUCUGAGGGCGGCUUGUGUGAGUUGGAUGAGGUACUGCAGCAGGUGGUCCUUCCGCUGCAGCAGCGCCUUCUUCCGAGCCACCAGGAGGUCACUGUUUGUCAGACACAGAGAAACAGACGGAUACGCACAGACAGCAAUCACACACACGGUCACACUCGGCUCACUCUCUGUGUACCUCUGAACACGGCGAGACGCCGCACUCACAGGCAGCAGUGCUGUGGUCGGCCUCAUGUGUCCGCCCCUUCCCCUAGGACCUUUGCCCGUCCCUCUCCCUCUCCCUGUCCCUCUCCCUCUCCCUGUCCCUGUCCCUGUCCCUCUCCCUCUCUCAUUGCCGCGGAAAUACAGGUCGCUCUCCUCAAACAAAGGCCUCCCAGACGCGCAGCAAUGCAGCCGCCCAUACUCCUCAUAGCCAUAAACGGCAUGCUCACCCCCCACUUCGGCAGCAGCAGCUGGAUCGCCGCCACUGUAACGUCGUUUCUGUAUGUGUGUGAGGUGUGAGAGCAGCUUGGUGAGCUCUGAUGAGAGCUCUGUGGCCCUGGGGGAGGUCUGGAUGGUCUUGUCCUCUGCUGGCGGUGACAGAGGGGGAGGGGGAGGGGGGAGGGAGGGGGGCAGGGCUGCUGCUAGGGGCAGGAUGGGUGAAGGGUCGGUGUCGUCGGUGGCGUAGAAGUGCUGGAACUUGGCCACCAGGCCGACUAGACGGUCAUUCAGCUCUCUGAUAAGGUAGGUAACACGGACACAGUGGUGUGUGUGUGUGUGUGUGUUGGCUAACACGAGGUCGUUAAGGUGCAGCUGCAGGACCGUGUUGUCCUCGAGCAGCUGAUGCUCGUCUUCACGGGCCGCCUGCAGACAGACACAAUGAGAGAAUAUCGGCUCUCAUGUAUUGUGUGAGGGUGCGUGUGCGUGUGCGUGUGCGUGUGGCUGCUUACUUGCAGCGCUUCAGUCCAAUCUCUUUCGCUGGACAGAUAGCUAUUCUGCCACCAACACACAGACACACAGACACACAUUGGCUCAUGUCCCCUCCCCUACGUGUGUGUACUGGACCGGACCCACCUGUUGGUCGAUGAACUGCAUGGUAAGCUGGUGGUUGGCCUUGUGGGCCUCCAGCAGCCACGACACUGAUAAUAAUCCACAUACAGUGCAAACAGACACAGACAGACAUGCCCAUUCAAUCAACAUGGCUGCGGUGUCUCUCCCCCCCUUGUCUCUCUCCGGCUCACACAGUUGCUGUGGGUUGACGUCGGUCAAGGCACCGUCACCUUCCCAUCUUUCUCUCACUCCAGUACCACCAGCAACAGUCUCUCCCUCUCUUGCCCCCUCCCUCUCCCUCUCCCUCCCCCUCUCGGCAGACACCGACGCCGCAUUAACAGCAACAGCCCCACUGCCGUGUCUCUCCCGUGUGGUGCUGGGGGGCUUUUUCUGAGCUGCAUGAGCGUGCCGAGCUUUGGCGGCCGGCUGGCGGCCGUCCUGUGGGGGUGCCUGUGCCUGAGGAGGUGUGACGGUGAGUCUGUAAGGUUUUGCGCGUGGCAGGGAGGGGCCUGGGGCUGCUGCCUUGGUUACUGUUGCUGGUGGGGGACUGGCAACAGUGUCGGCGGAUUGUUUGUCGUGUUGCGGCUCACGAUGGUCGGUUGGCUCGUGUGCCGCGUGUGCCUCGGUCAGCCUUGUUGUCAUGGGCACUUCGGAUUCCUCCUCAUCCCCCAACCGGGCCUCUUCAUCUGCUGCUGUGUGUUCUGGGCGCUCACUAACCGCCUGAGGCAGACUCUGGGGCUCCGUGGCGCUUCUGGGCAGUGGGGCCUUCUCUUGCCGGGCGUCUCCCCCUCCCGCUCUAAAGCUGUAGCUCCUUCUGCCGUCCUCUCGCCGCUGGAAUGCCGCCCUGAAGUCCGGGUAGCGGAUGUAAGGAAGCGGCUCGUGGUCGCCGGCCGGCGGGGCGAACAGUGGGGCAUGAUGCUCGUCGUGUUCACCACUGUGGAUGGGGAUGGUUUCCGACGGGAGGGAGGAGGCCACGCUGCCGCUGGUCGCUGGAGCAUCCUCCUGCUGGUGCUGCUGCUGCUGCUGGUGCUGCUGAGGCUCGUCGGGGAGAGCCAGCUGCAGGUCUGACUCUGACAUCAUGAUUGCUGCUGGAGUGUGCCUACAGGAAACACAGACGCGCGCACAAGAAUGCCAUGGGUCUGGGCAGGUGAGGCCUCACCUUUUUAGGUGUCGAGAAACGCGAUGAUAAGCGGAGCCUAG
Molecule: messenger RNA, 4498 nt
Organism: Vitrella brassicaformis
Lineage: Eukaryota; Vitrellaceae
Source: the annotation of a GenBank genome assembly